AUGGCCGACUAUAGUACAGUGAGGCGUAAUGUUGGGGUCAUCAGGCUGCGCAAGCCGCCCCUCAACCCCCUGAGUCACGACGUGCGCGCCGGCAUACUCGAGGGGCUCAAGCUUGCGCAGGAUGAUGAGGCGGUGUCGCUGAUCGUCAUCACCGGGGGAGACAAGGCCUUCAGUGCAGGAGCUGACAUCAAGGAGAUGGCCUCUGCGCAUGCCGUGCGCCGUGAGCCUGACCUGCUCACCGUCGUUGGUGCAAUCGAGGCGUGCACGGUGCCGGUUGUUGCGGCUAUUGGCGGCGUAGCUCUCGGGGGUGGUUGUGAGGUCGCGCUCGCGUGCCACCUGCGAGUGGCCUCUCCAAAAGCAUCCCUUGGCCUGCCAGAGGUGCUCAUCGGACUGCUGCCGGGGGCCGGCGGCACCCAACGCCUCCCGCGCCUCGUCAAGGCCGAGAUGGCGCUGAGCAUGAUCACCACCGGAAAGAUGAUCCCGGCGGCGAAGGCGUUGGAGGCAGGCCUCGUGGACCACGUGGUGGGCGCAAGCGCUCCCGACCUCGUUGAAGCGGCGGUUUCGUUUGCAAGGAGGCGUUUGCCUCAGGUCGCAGGGGGUCUCGACGCUUUGCGUACCGGAGGCAGGCUGCUCAAGGACCCCGUGCCUGUGGUGCUUGCGGUCUGCGACGCCGCUGCCGCGAAGAUCGGUCCUCCCGUACGCGGUGCAGAGCCCAGGUGGUCAUGCGUCGAGGCCCUGAGGGCGGCGGCCGCUGGCGACGGCUUGGCCACGGGGAUGGCGAGAGAGGGGGCGUUGUUCUCGACGUUGAUCCAGUCGCAGCAAUCUCGUGCUCGACGGCACCUCUUCCUCGCCGAGCGCGCGGCCUUCCGGAUCCCCCGCACCCCGGCCGCGCCCCCCAAGGUCCAAUCGGUCGGCGUUAUCGGCGCCGGCACCAUGGGGGCUGGCAUCGCCAUCGCAUUCCUGUUCGCGGGGUUCAAGGUCACCCUGGUCGAUGCCAAACAGGAGAACUUGGACAAGGGGCUCGCCUACCUGCAACGCGGGGUCCUCUCCGCCGCGAGACGAGGCAAGAUUUCGAAGAAGACUGCCGAAGCAACGAAGGCGCUUCUGAACCCAGCCCUCAGCAUCGACGCCACCAAGGACUGCGACAUGACGGCCGUGUUCGAGAACAUGGGCCUGAAGAAGCGGACUCUUCGAAGCAGCUCGACUCGGUGUGUAAGCCAUCCGCCAUCCUCAUGCAGCAACACCUCCACGCUAGACAUCGCACCAGAUUGCAAGGGCAACCACACCGAACCGUCGAGCGUGAUGGGGAUGCACUUCUUCUCUCCGGCGCACAUGAUGCCGCUGGUGGAGUGCGUGAGGGGGGCGGACGCGUCGCCGCUAACCAUCGCCGUCGUCAUGGGGGCCACCAAACGCCUCAAGAAGGUUGGAGUGCUUGUCGGAAACUGUGACGGUUUUGUGGGGAACCGCAUGUUGAAGUGGUACACGGCGGAGACGGAGUUCAUGCUGGAAGAGGGGGCCUCUCCGGUUGAGGUGGACCGGGCGGUCAAGGCCUUUGGGAUGGGGAUGGGUCCGCUCGAGAUGUCGGAUGUGGCAGGAAACGACAUCUCUUACCUCAUCAAGAAGGAGAGGGGUCUUCUGGACCCGGCGAAGCGGAAUCCUCACGAGCGGUACUGCUCUCUGGGGGACAAGCUCGUGGAGGUUGGACGAUACGGACAGAAAACAGGCAAGGGCUGGUACGACUACGAGAAAGGGAGCCGCAAGCCGCUGCCGUCGCCGGAGGUUGCCGCUCUCAUCGAAGCGCAUCGAAAGGAGACCGGCAGCCGGCCUCGAAAAAUAUCCCCCGAAGAGAUCGUAGAGCGCUGUUUCUACGCCCUCAUCAACGAAGGUUUUCGAUGCCUGGAGGAAGGCAUUGCUGAGCACCCCGAUGACAUCGACGUCGUGUGGGUGUACGGCUACGCCUGGCCCGGUUGGAGAGGAGGGCCCAUGUUUUGGGCGGACGAGGUUGGCGCGCGUACGCUAGUCCGGCAGAUGGCCAAGUACCAGGAGCUCCUGCCGAACGUUUCGCACUGGCAGCCCAGCCCGUUGCUCUUGCGUCUGGCUGAGACAGGACAGACCGUUUCCGCCUACUAUGCCAACAAGGCCAUCAACAGCCGACUCUGAUGCUAUUGUAUUCGAUGUCGCGCGUGCGUGUGCGUUUGUAAGGUUUUGGUGCCUAGGACAUGCAGCGAGUUGGUGCGUGUUGAUGAUCGUGUCUAGUCGUUGUACUGUACAGUAGCAGGUUUGGGUGAAGGUGGAACGUCGGGGAUGGGUGAGUGACGGGCUACUCCUUAGACGAUUGACAGGCUUUUGGAUUGUCCUGGCUGCACAAGGCGCGCCCCAAGGGCUGGUCCUGCGUGAUUUGGUUGUGGUACUUGCCUCUGCUGCAUUUUUUGUGGGAAUCUCUCUGACAAACGUACAGGCGACAUGGACAGAAGGUGUAGGAGUUUCUGUAGCGAGCCCAGACCGCACUAAACGAUGGGAAGAUGCCACUACUCCUAGGGGAGCGGGAAACAAAACGGACACAUUUGCUAGUCUACGGUGUACACGAACAAACUACAGUAGGACUACGCUUGCCGCGACAAAACUUGUACAAGUAGUACGGCACAAAUGAGCCUGUCAAGUCGCACGACGGCGUUCACCCAUCCAUGGUCGAGAGAACUCCCGGCGACAGGUUUGGAAGUGCAUCAACCUGCGUUCUACUGCUGUAGUUGACAUCAGCUCGGUGCGAAAGGUGCUGCUGUUGUGCUUGCAAAAUAUGACAAAAUGAUAUUUCUUGUUCGGACAACAUAAUAAGUCAUGUGCUGUUAAAUUCUCGGCACACAGGGAAGACGAAGAAUUGUGCAGCGACCGGAAAAGUCCAUGGAAUCCACUUCCUUCAAGCCCUUGAUAAUACCGAAGGCAUCUCUAGGCAAUGUUAAACCUUCCUGACGCGAUUUCAGAGAACCAACACAACCAACCAGUUGGGUUCCAACUCAGAGUACACAUAAUAGUCAAACGUGGAACUCCCUCGACACACCCUGGCGACAAGGCCUGUUUCAAGCGCCCCCCGCCGAUGUAAGGAAGACCUCCACAUUCCACAACAUUUUCUCGAGCCCACCAGUUUAAACUCACAUACAAGGCCGUCCUUCUUCCCACGGCCCAUCCAUUCCACACGGAAAAAUCGACGAGUUCCAAAAAGCAAAAGGCCGCACAAACGAAGGAUGCGGGUUAGCAUUAUGCCGCUAUCGAGAGGCGUUCAGUAGGCAGGCGUCGUCACCAUGACAAUGCGGUCGGUGCCCUUGCGGCACUGCCACAUACAAACUACCAUCGCCCCUUGUCCACCCGUCCGAUUCCUACCAUUCAGGGUUAGUUUUGUCUUGGCGAAGAAAAAACGCCAAGGGUACGCACGAAAAACCACAAACAGCAGUGUGGCCGUGGCGUGCAUCGCCAAAAUCCCCCAAUUAACCGCACUGCAACGUCUGCAGGGCCACCCCCACUUGCAUGCCUU
This is a messenger RNA of Ectocarpus siliculosus, 3526 nucleotides long. NCBI's taxonomy places the organism in Eukaryota, Phaeophyceae, Ectocarpales, Ectocarpaceae. The record is from the annotation of a GenBank genome assembly.